AUGACAACACCUUACAGCGAACCACUUCAGCAACAACCACAGCAACAACAGCAAGCAGAGUGGUAUCAGUUUGAUCCCAAUGUUCAUUAUUACUAUGACGAACAAGGCCAGCUUCAUUAUUACGAUCCAAAUACGAAUCUAGAGUGCGAUUAUCAACCUCACUAUGUAGAUGACAAUGCAUAUUACACCAAUACAAACACCAGCACGCCUCAAUCUACUUAUACCCAUCCUCAGCAGCAGCAGCAUCAACAACCUGCUGUUUCACGACAACCUACGCCAGAUGUUUUAUUACCGUGUCCUGAACCUACCUGUCAUGGUGAAAACAAACCUACCUCAAAGUUCUGUGAAGAGUGCGGAAGACAACUCGGAGCAAUAUCGAGAUCAGUAACGCCUGCUAUUGUAAAUACACCUGUUGGUAACAACAACAACAACAACAACAACAACAACAUUCAUAAUUCAAGUGUUUCAGCCUUGACAAGGCCCUUUGCAAAUCAGCAAAUUCAAGAUUAUCAUCCUCAGCAGCAGCAGCAGCAGCAGCAGCAGCAACAACAAUACCAAGGAUACACUCAACCACCUCUGCAAAGACCUCCCACUGCACCUGUCUAUUCCACCAGUCCUUUGGAUUCGAGCCAAACGGUGCCUCUCUACCACCCACCCUCUGUUGGCAGUACAGUGGAUAAUGUGAGACAGCAACACCCACAUCAUCUCUACUAUAACAAUGUGCAACAUCAGUCGAUGCAAGACCUGUAUGGACAGGCUCAACAGCAACAGUAUCAAGGCAGCUAUCAAGCGCCCGUGCAACAACCUGCUGUAGAUGCACUUGACAGAGCUAGAGGGUGUCCAAUUGUCUGCUUUGGAUUUGGAGGUAAAAUGCUCGUGACAUUUCCACGAACAGUAACGAAUUAUUACUCCUCUACCGUGAAACCUCAACCUGGUCCUAUCAAGAUCACAUCCUUAAAGGAGCUUGGUCACCGUGUGUUCCCUGUUGUGUUUCCGGGUCCUGUGUUGCAUGAUAGCAAGAUAGGAACAAAGCAGAAAAAGAAGGACGUUGCUCAGUACAUGGCACACAGAGUGGAUGCAUUUGAAAAGGAGAAAUUGGCUGUGGUGUACGACUCGCUCGAGUUUCAUCAGUUGGAGGCCAAGAUUUUGCUGUGGCAGUUGAUCAAGGUAUUGGUAGAGAAUGAUGGCACUGUCAAUGAUAAGGGCAAGAUGGACCAGGCGAUUCUGUCAGUGCUGCGUCCCACCAUCACCAACGUGGAGGAGUCUCACUUUGCAUUACCAGCGUUCAAUAACAACACCAGCAACAACAGCCAGCAACAACAGCCUUCAUCAGUGGACUUGUCGAAUCAAGUGCUGUCAAAGAUUGAACACUAUUUAUUGAACGGAGAUCGCAUUGGGGCUGUCGAUUACGCUAUUCAAGAAGAUUUGUGGGCACAUGCUCUGAUUAUCAGUAGCUGUGUGGAUAAGGAUCUGUGGCAAAAGGUGAUCAAAAACUUUGUGGACCGUGAGAUGAAUUGCACACCUGAAAUGAGGCAGAACCGGCAGUUCAACAACAUUGCUGGCAACAACCAGGCGCUGCGUGUUGUUUACUCCUUGUUCUCUGGUGCGGGUGCUACAGCCAUCAACGAAUUUCUCACAAAUGAUGUGCAACAUAUAAACACACCUUAUGGAUUGCAAGCAGUUACACCUCAAGCUGAUGUAUCUCAAUUGGUCAAGUGGAGAGACACAGUGGCUAUUAUUCUGGCCAAUAGAACGGGGAGAGAUUUAGAGGCGCUCACGGCGUUUGGUGACAUGAUGAAGGAGCAGGGUUGGAUUGAGGCAGCACACAUUUGCUACCUACUCUCUCCACAGUAUGCCAUGCACGCGGGCAUAGACACCAUGCAAGUACGAUUAACAUUGAUUGGCAGUGACAGAGCAUCCAUAGACGCAUACAUCUUGACCGAGAUUUUCGAGUUCGCCAUGAGUUCCACCACAUGUCUGCCGUUCUUGCAAGGCUACAAAUUGGCACACGCUUGGGUAUUGGCAGAUUUUGGCUAUAUGGACAUGGCCCAGCGCUAUUACGAUGCGAUAGAUCAAUGCAUCAAAUCCUAUACAAAGGGCAGCCCUUACUUGCAUCCUCAUUUGAUUGAACAGGUGAAUGCGUUUGGUGUCUUUUUAGAGAAUGCCACUGGAAGAAAGAGCGGUGAUCCUGGAUCCUGGCUUAAGCCCAAGUUUCAAAAGAAGGCGUUCUCUUCACUUUGGGGUACAUUGGAGGGUAGUCUCACCAAGUUUGUGAGCGGUGAAGAGGUGCCCACGGUAGAGACAGUUCCGGCAAGAAAGUCUACUGAGAUUAUGAGUCGUUAUCAGUAA
Molecule: messenger RNA, 2349 nt
Organism: Mucor velutinosus
Lineage: Eukaryota; Fungi; Mucoromycota; Mucoromycetes; Mucorales; Mucoraceae
Exons: 3
Coding region: 1-2349 (782 amino acids)
Biological process (GO): COPII vesicle coat assembly; autophagy; Golgi organization
Cellular component (GO): endoplasmic reticulum exit site; ER to Golgi transport vesicle membrane
Source: RefSeq, a predicted model, not a curated record